Messenger RNA from Ctenocephalides felis (cat flea), 972 nucleotides. RefSeq lists its product as uncharacterized. Gene Ontology annotation, biological process: signal transduction. NCBI's taxonomy places the organism in Eukaryota, Metazoa, Arthropoda, Insecta, Siphonaptera, Pulicidae. The transcript is spliced from 7 exons. The coding region runs from base 1 to 972 and encodes 323 amino acids. The record is from RefSeq and is a predicted model, not a curated record.
AUGCAGGCGUCUCCAACGCGUACGGUGGCCUUAGACGCUCUAGGACUGCUCAGCCAAGAGACUCCGUCCAGCAGACAAAUCAAAGGAAAUCCCCAAAAAGAAAUAAUAUCCAAAAAGUGCUUAAUUAGUGUUUUGGAAUGUAUUGAAUAUCUGAAAGACAAUACUGAGCAGUUCGGCCUGUUCUACCAACUGGGUUCUAGAACAAGAGCUCGAGAUAUCUUAUCUCGAAUAGAACGAGGCGACCAAGACAUUUUGCAAUCGUUAAGAACACAUGGAGGCCCAUUGGAAGUGGCCUCAGCUCUAAAGACAUUUUUGGUGGGUCUGAGAGCACCCUUGAUGCCUGCCAGGGUACAAGAAUUAAUAGUCGCCGACAAUGCAGGCGUCUCCACGCGUACGGUGGCCUUAGACGCUCUAGGACUGCUCAGCCAAGAGACUCCGUCCAGCAGGCAGAGGACGUUACUUUUGUCUCUUCUUGGGCUUUUGCAAAAAAUUAGCAACAACGCUAAUAGUAACAACACUCUGGGCGAACUGGAAGGAUCGCAUGCUGCACUGGUCAUGCUCCCAGUCUUUUUCAACUUUACGGUGGAUGUACUGCCACACUGGAGACGAAUAGCCGCAGUUUUCAAUGAGUUAUUAAUAUGCGUCCCAGGAUUAGACGAUCCAGAGAAUUCUGACAGCAUUAUACGUACAUUGGCGGAGCGACCUAGUGGCGAUUUGAGCAUCGACAUUCAACCUAUACCUGAUCCAUUGGUUCGUGUGCAGGAUCAGUACAGGCAGUUGCGACAAAAUCAGCAGAACAACAACGCUAUCAUUAGUAUGGGCGAAGGCGCAUUCUUACCACCUCCUUUAUAUCCAAGAGUGUUUUCCAGGGGUCGUCUGCACCCUGUCAUUAGAGGAGGGACUAAUGCGUCCAUGGUUCAUCAUCAUGAGCGACCACAUACGCAUACAAGAACUGUCAGUGCCACUAGGUAG